AUGUCACCAAAAGCUCCCACGAACCAACGAAAGAAGAGCAACGCGUCAGUUGAAGCGGAUAGGCGACUUGCAAGAGCUCAACAAAUCAUGGACGGAAAUUUGGAACGCCCUGCUCCGGCGGAUUCGAACGUGGUUGAUGGGUUCACAGGAUCAAACACUUCCACAACUCAACAAGAAAGUGCUGUUCUGCAACCUAUGCCGGCAAAACGUGAGGAUAAAAUUGCUGUCCACCCCGAUAGGGCAUCUGCUGAGCCACCUCGUCAAAGACCGCAGCCUGUUGCCGUCGCUCCCGUGCAGCUGAAAAGGUCCGACAGUCAGUCUCCACCUUCAUCAGGGGUGUCCACUCCUCCUUCACCCAAAACCCCCACACCAGCUACCGCCAUGAAUUCUCAAAGUCUCCCCAUACCUGCUAAUGUUGCCGCACCUCAACCGACAUCACGGCCUUCGGUGAUCCCAGUAUCAGCAGUACAUCCUACAGUAUACACGGGAGCAAUAGCUGGGGCCGAGCCCAUCCCCAUUCCGGUGAUGCUUCCAGUGAUACCAACGCUGAUACCAGGCUUGACACUGCCGAUUGGGGGAGUUGACAUGACUGGCGUCUCGCUAGGAGCGUUGGCAGAGUACUAUGGUCAGUUCACAGGAUAUGACGAUUCGAACUUGCCUCCCACUCCAACACCUUCACUUGCCUCCAGCGUUGGCAAUGACCGCGCGCCGAACCUGCUGGAUGUGAAUGCAAGUCCAAUGAGUCGAUCUAGACAACACAGUGACAGUGAACAAAGUGUCGCCAGUGAACUUAGUGCAGCGCCAGACUGGUUGGAUGAGGUCGUCGGUCCAGGUUCGAUUGUUUAUCGGUGCAACCUCAAAUCGUUCCAUCAAAACUGAAA
Molecule: messenger RNA, 881 nt
Organism: Cylicostephanus goldi
Lineage: Eukaryota; Metazoa; Nematoda; Chromadorea; Rhabditida; Strongylidae
Source: the annotation of a GenBank genome assembly